Aspergillus candidus is the source of this 2391-nucleotide messenger RNA. Its product is annotated as repressor protein. The transcript has 2 exons. The record is from RefSeq and is a predicted model, not a curated record. Gene Ontology annotation, biological process: chorismate biosynthetic process. Bases 1 to 2391 code for a protein of 796 amino acids. NCBI's taxonomy places the organism in Eukaryota, Fungi, Ascomycota, Eurotiomycetes, Eurotiales, Aspergillaceae. Gene Ontology annotation, molecular function: 3-phosphoshikimate 1-carboxyvinyltransferase activity; 3-dehydroquinate dehydratase activity; shikimate 3-dehydrogenase (NADP+) activity.
AUGGUGCCCUCGUCGUUCCCUGUGACCCGCCCCAGUCGCACCGUCGACCCCGAAGCUUCCCUCGUUCUUGUCGGCAUCCGCGGCUGUGGCAAGCGCUCUAUGGGCUUCGUGGCCGCAACCGCCUUGAAACGCCGCUUCAUCACCGAAGAACACUAUUUCAAGGAGGUUACCGGGAUCUCGCGACACGAAUAUCUGCAGCAGUAUGGCAGCCAGCAGUUCCAACACCGCGACAUCGAAGUCCUGAAACUCAUGCUGGAGAACCAUCGCACACGCUGCGUGAUUGAGUGUGGACUUGGGAGUCUCACGCGCCCGGUACAAGAAUUCCUCCGCCAGUACUCCGCCACAAACCCGGUCGUAUAUCUCCUGCGCGACAUCGAGCGCAUCCAGAGAUUACUGGGAUUCGAGGACCAGGCAGUCAAGCGCCUCUGCGAGGGAGAUCCGUUGCAUCGGACCUGCUCCAACUUCGAGUUCUACAACAUUGAGGACCGGUCGAGUGUGGUGAUCCCGACCGACGAGGAUGCGCCCGAUCGCCGGUCGGUCGACUACUCCUUCAAGCUCAAGGCGGCCAAGGAGGACUUUACGCGCUUCGUGUGUCUGGUGACGGGCACGGAGGUGGACGACUCGGCCUAUGACUCGCCGUUUGUCCUCCUGGAGACGCCACCGGAGCAGCGGUCCUUUACCCACGCUAUCUUCGUGCGUUACUCAGAUCUAGUCGAAGGCGCUGUGAACCUUCCCGAGCUGGAAUCGGGCGGCGAUGCCAUCGAACUGCGCGUGGACCGGUGGGGCCCCGGCAUGGCGAGCACCGUGAGCAAGCAGGUUUCUGUGCUGCGGCGAAAUGCGCGUCUUCCCAUCAUCUUUUCGAUCGACAGCACAGCGUCGGGGCUCGGCAGGGACCGCUCCCCGGCGGAGGUGCGCGAGGUAUACUUCGAAGUCGCGGAGCACGGCUUGCGAUUAGCCGUCGAGUACCUCGCAGUGGACUUGGUCCAAGAUCCAGUGCAUUUGCAGUGGGUGGUGGGCAACCGCGGCAUGACCAAGAUCAUCGGACACCACACCUACGAGCCGAUGGAGAACGUGGCCUGGGAUGACGACCAGUGCGUCUCUCUCUACCUGGAAGCCGAGAAACUGGGCUGCCAGAUCGUGCGCGUCCUGCGCGUGGCGACCGAGCGCGAAGACAAUGCGGCGGUGGCCAAGUUCACCAACAAGAUCCUGUCCCUCCCAGGCGCGCACCCUCCGCUCAUCGCCUACAACGUCGGCAGUCUCGGCCGCACGUCGCAGGUCUUCAACUCGAUCCUCACGUCGGUCACGCACCCGGCCAUUGACCGCGCCAACGACACGGGCCGCAACCCGGAAAUCACCUCGCGCGACGCUGUCCAGGCUCUCUUCCAGAGCUACGUGCUCGAUCCUCUUCAAUUCUAUAUCCUCGGCGCCAGCGUCGCCUACAGUCUCUCCCCCGCCAUGUACAACGCGGCCUUCAAACACUGCGGCAUGGCACACCGGUACAGCAUCCCCGAGUCGGCGACGCUCUCAGCGCUCGACCGCUUCGGCCGCGACCCCCACUUCGGCGGCACAAGCGUCGUCCAGCCCUGGCGUGUCCAGGUGUCGCAGAAACUAGCCCACAAAAGCCGCCACGCCGAGGCCAUCGGCGCCGUCAACACCAUCAUGCCGCUGCGCGCGCGCCCCGACGGCACCAUGUUCCCGCUCCACGAGCAGGCCACGCGCCGCAACCAGGCCGGCCCCAUCCUCGGCUGGUACGGCGAAAACACCGACUGGGUCGGCAUCGUCACCUGCGUGAACCGCAAUCUCUCCCCGCGCAACACCAUCAGCCCGCUCAAGACCACCGCCCUUGUUAUCGGCGCCGGCGGUAUGGGCCGCGCUGCCGUCUACGCCAUGCUGCGUCUCGGCUGCCGCAACAUUUUCAUCUUUAACCGCACCCGCUCGCGAGCUGACACCGUCGCCCACCACUUUAAUUCGUGGGCGGGUUCGACGGUUGUGCAUGUCCUCCAAUCUCCAGACGAGCCUUGGCCCGCCAACGCCAAUCCCCCUUGUGUCAUCGCCUCGUGUGUCCCCGCCGACCCAGCGGGGACCGAACCACCCGCCAACUUCGAAAUGCCACCCCAGUGGUUGGGUAGUACCACCGGGGGCGUUUUCGCAUACAAACCCCUCGAAACCCCCCUGCUAAAACAAAUGCGCCGUCUGCGCACCGAAACUGGCCGUCCGUGGGUCCUCGUCGACGGCCUCGACAACGUCUCCGAGCAGGCCAUCGCGCAGUUCGAGCUGCUCACUGGGCGAAAGGCUCCUCGUCGGCUGAUGACGCGCGAGGCGAGACGCUGCUUCUCCGAUGCUAGUGGGGGAGGGGUCUUUUCUGAUGUUGAGGGGACGAAGUUGGUGUAG